Morone saxatilis (striped sea-bass) is the source of this 1196-nucleotide messenger RNA. RefSeq names its product melanoregulin (gene mreg). Gene Ontology annotation, biological process: melanosome transport. Bases 370 to 1098 code for a protein of 242 amino acids. Gene Ontology annotation, cellular component: melanosome. Lineage: Eukaryota; Metazoa; Chordata; Actinopteri; Moronidae. The transcript is spliced from 6 exons. The record is from RefSeq and is a predicted model, not a curated record.
GAGAAGAGCCGGUCCUUGUGCUGCCAUCUGCCUGAGCUACUCUACCCAGACAGGCUCUGGCCAGUGAUCUGGAGGACAGACCUCUACUCGAUGUGGAGCAGGGUGCUGAAAAAUGGGAAGCAGAAAAUUAGGCUGUGAAUAAGGUCCUCUGUCUAAGGAAACUCUACAGAGCAUCUACAGGGACAGCGGCAUUGUGGAGUUAAAGAAAACAAGCGGAGUUCAUACAUAUCAGACGAGACUCGCCACUGGAAUCCACCUCACUGUUGCUUGAAGAACCAAAGAAGUUGUUCUGACUUUCAAAGAACUGAAACACAGCUUCCAUCUGGAUUAUCUGCCAUUGUGAAUACCUAUUGACUCUGUUUGUAACAGAUGGGUUCGGCCUUUAAGAGGUUCUGCAUGCAGUUCUGCUGCUGCUGCUGCUGUGCUGGUGACGAAGACGAUGAAGAUGAAAAGCAGCCUUUAGUACCUCAGGAUCCGUUGGAGUACUUUAACCGGGAAGUCCAGAAGCGCCGUGAUGAGGAGACCAACCUAUGGAGUACGCCAGGAGACCCCAGCCACUCGGAGAGAGAAGAUGACCGGGUCCUUCACAGCCUGCUGCAGGCCAGGAACAAGACCCGCAUGGGAUCCUCGGGCUAUCGCCGUCUGAGUGUUGACAUUGAGGCCAUGAGAGAUACCCGCCGAGAAGUCAGAGACAAAUGGCAGACAAUCCUGGAGAAUUUAGGUUUCAUGGCCGAGGCAGAGUCGCUGCUGACAGUGUCUGCUGGAGCCUCACAUGACCGCAUGCGUAACGCCCCAGCAGCACGUGCCAUGCUUAACAUGCUCCACUCUGAGACCUCCAUCUUCAACGCCAGAGAACCACCACCGGAAAGAUAUCUAUUCAUCCUGGAUCGUCUCCUGUACCUUGAUAUCGCUGAAGAUUUUGUGGCAAAGGCAAAGCGCUUCUAUCCCCCAAGGGAUGACUCUGACGAGGAGACCCCGGGUCUUGCCAUAAACCUGCCGCUGCUGCUGGCCAGGGUAGAAGCCUUGAACGGAGCAAGCAAUAUAGAAGAUGAGGAAGAGAGUGGAAGAGAAGAUGGAAACUUGAGUGACAGAUCCUAAGAUCUACUGGCUGCAAUAAUAAUAGACACAAGGCAGGGGGCAGUAGUCAUCAACCCUGGAGACCUGGAUGACAGAAUUGCAUAGCUCUUACCUUUUAA